AUGCCGGAUACCUACACCGCCAAACCACGUGGGUCACACCAACAUCUAAAGCAGAACAAAAGAUUACGAAAAUGCACCAGAGUGACGCUCUGGAAAGACAAUUGGGAGCUAGAGUCGGUUGGAAGAGCACUGGUGUCAGUUGUUGAUCCAACUGCUGCCACCGAUGCGGAGCAAGCCAUGUCCAUCGAAGAAGCGUUUGACACUGUUUCUGUUUGGAAGGCAAGGGCACAUUCUGGUGAAGGAUUGCCACAUGCCGUGGAAUCCACCUAUCACUUGGCCCAUGUAUACUGGAGAGAUCACCACAAUCAUUUGAAUUUGAACAAGAUUUCUACCACCGAACUUCGACUUAGCUAUUCUUCAGCAAUUGUGCGUACCAUCAAUGGUUUUGCUGACGUUCUGCAACAGCAAAGGUUCGUGGCAUCCAGUGUAUCCUUGCUGUGCUCCAAACUGGGCAUACCAGCCUGGGUUGUAGACAUAAGGCAUGAAUCAUCGCACAAUGCUUUGCCAUCUCUCGGCGUCCUUCGACUGGCUACUUCCACCCUCAUGGACUUCUUGAAAAGCGAAUAUUGGAUUCCAAUGUGCGACGAUUGGAACAUUGAAGAUGAAGUGGAGGUUCUGGAGUCCAAGUCUAUCACCGAAAACACUAUCGUCAAGACGACUACUGUGAAGAACGAGGAAGACAAGAAGCUGCCAAUAGACUAUUUGUUGGCAUAUAAGGCAUGCGCCACUUCGUUUUUCUCACUUGCAUCCACCGAUGACAAAACAUCAAAGAAGGGAGGAAAAAAAUCCGAUUCCAAGGAACAAACUGCAGAGUCAAAUCUUUCAUUCGAUCCUGUGUUCGGAGAUGAAGGUAGCGAUGAAGACGACUGGGACGAUCCUGUCCUUGGGGGUAUCAAUGGAAAAUACAUUGGUACCACCUCCAACAGGUUCUCUCUUCUCGAACUACCCAAAUCGAAAAAUAGCAAACAGAACAGUAAAUCCGACAAGAAGAAGAAGAAGAAAAAGAAGAGCAAUGACAAUAGUCGAGCAACCCCCAAGAAGAAGCCUGGUGAAAAAUAUCCCAUGGAUCAUGCCAAGGAUUUUGUCACUGCCGUCACCCCACAAGAGGGGUUUCCAGCCGCUAUCAUGUUCCUUGUUUACGGUGGGAUUGGUGGAUCUCCUCUGGGACGAGGAGUUCUCAUUCCAGGAUCUACUUCAGCCUUUCCAGCUACCGAAAACGGGGUUCUCAAGUCUUGGAAGCGAUACUCACCGCUCGUGCAAGUACUAGGUCGUGUUUGGCCUGGAUUCUGUACCUGCUUGCUGGUGAAUUUAGUCGAUUUUGUUUUGUGCAUUGAAGAAUCUAUGAUUGAGGAACAAGCCCAACGAAACAGUGAUGAGCCAUCGAUCGAUCCUGGCAGUGCUCGAAAACUCUUCUUCCUUUCGGCUUGGAUUCGUCUUCUCUUAUCUCAACAAUAUGUAUCCGCUGUCGACCCAACAUAUGUGGUACCCAAGGCCAGCAGCAAGAAGAAUGGAUCCAUCGAGUUGACACUAGCCGAGCUUUCAUUCAUACAAAAGUUGGGAUACCCCUUGAAUUCCAUUGCGGAUCGCUGCAGUGCGCAAAAUGGUGAUCCAGAUUUGCGAACGACGAGUCAAGAUAUACUCCAAAGUCUAGAAGAAAUACUUGGCGAGAAUCGAGUCCCGAGAUUUGGCCUGCUUAUUGCAUCACCUUCAACGGACCCAAGCCCAGUCGAAGGACCCUCUUUACCUUCUCACUUACAGCUGCCGACUGAUUCAAGUGAUCAUGAUGAAAAUAGCAGUGUCGCAUCUCAAGAAACCUGCACUAGCUUAGACGAUGGAAUGGAGGGGGCACGUCUACCUUCGUCAUACGAAACAACCGAAAAUCCAGUUGACGAGGUGGGUGAGAACGCAUCGGCGCUAGUUGAUGGUAUGUCAUUGGCUGAAAUGGAAGCACUGUUGUCGGAGCAACAAUCACCAGCAAGAGCAAUAGGAAUGGAAGAUGUGAACAAACAAGAAACAAAGCAUCCGGCAACACCGAAUAUCGUAUCACAGGAAAUGCCUUUCGGGGGCGAUACCACCAUGGGCGAUGCCUCAAAAAGACACGAACAACCAAAGAGAAUAGCAUGGACGAAGUGUUCAUCUUGGGAUUCCUGUUCCCUCGGAACACUUCCUGGUCAUCCAACCUAG
Cylindrotheca closterium is the source of this 2184-nucleotide messenger RNA. NCBI's taxonomy places the organism in Eukaryota, Bacillariophyta, Bacillariophyceae, Bacillariales, Bacillariaceae. The record is from the annotation of a GenBank genome assembly.